Electrophorus electricus (electric eel) is the source of this 4862-nucleotide messenger RNA. RefSeq names its product proline-rich protein 5. Lineage: Eukaryota; Metazoa; Chordata; Actinopteri; Gymnotiformes; Gymnotidae. The record is from RefSeq and is a predicted model, not a curated record. Gene Ontology annotation, biological process: TORC2 signaling. Gene Ontology annotation, cellular component: TORC2 complex.
GGCAAUGCCAAGGUGGGUUUCUUUUCUGUUGGAGGCACAUUCCGGUUUGUUUACAUGUUCGAGAGAUGCCUGUCUCACAGGGGUGCACCUGGAGCCCUUCCUUCUCGACUUGCCUUACUCGUCUGUCCUCCUAAAUCACGGGGCUGUUUGCAAAAGUCUGAUCUGCUGUGCAGCACGUCAGAGGAAAUUUCACUGUUGCGCAGGGCUAAGGCAGCACAAGUCAGCGAUCUGGAAGCCGGCCCUGCUGCUCAGGACCAGCUGGGAUUGGUUUAGCAUGUCGAGGGUUGCCAUCCUCUCUGUGGCUGGCUGAUCCUACUCCUUGCAACCUGACAAUGGACUUGAGUCACUAUGUUCCCCUCUACUUGCUGGAUCACGUUUCAGCACCAGGCAGCGAGGCCAAGCCGAGCUCACUAUGAGGACUCUCCACAGGCUGAAGUUGAUGAGUUCUCCGAGCCUCAGCGAGCUGGGCAAAAGUGAGAAGACAGCCUUGGAGGAUAGGGGCUCUCAGCAACACAGGGAUGGAGCCAACGCCACCUGGAACAGCAUUCAUAAUGCAGUAAUUUCCGUGUUCCAGAAGAAGGACCUGGGUGACAAUGAGCUGUACACCCUGAAUGAAGGGGUCAGGCAGCUGCUGAAGACAGAGCUGGGCUCCUUCUUCACAGAGUACCUUCAGAACCAACUCCUCACCAAAGGCAUGGUUAUACUGCGGGACAAAAUUCACUUCUAUGAAGGUCAAAAGUUACUAGACUCUCUGGCUGAGACGUGGGACUUUUUCUUUUGUGACGUACUCUCCAUGCUACAAGCCAUAUUCCACCCAGUCCAGGGCAAGGAGCCCUCAGUGAGGCAGCUGGCUCUGCUACACUUCAGGAACAUCAUUACUCUGAACAUAAAGCUGGACGAUGCCCUAUCCCGGCCCCGUGCCCGUGUGCCUCCCUCCAUCACACAGAUGCUGCUCAUAUUGCAGGGGGUGCAUGAAUCCAGAGGAGUGAGCGAAGAUUAUUUAAAGCUGGAGGCUCUGAUCCAGAAGGUGGUGUCUCCCUACCUGGGCACCCGCGGCCUCUACGCAGAUGAUGGCUCUGUAGCACAGUGCUCCUGUGUGCUGGAUAAGCGGAUGUGGUACUGGCCCAAGUCCAGUGACUCCCCCGCUAAGAACCCUGUUGUGCGCUCUAAGAGCUACAAUAUCCCCAUGCUCACACCCGUGGUCGAGUACGACACAGAGACAGCCUCCGCAGGCAGCGCGGGAAUCCGCCGGCACUCCGCCUGCGAGAUGACCUCCUGCGUGGAGGAGGCUGCCUUCUCUAGCGUGCCAUCCAGCCCUGAGGUUGACCUCGCCUCCCCACUCUCAGCCGGCCGUCCCGAUGGCUCCGUCGAACAGGACUCGGCCCUGUCGGUUCACGAGAGGCAGCUCGAGGGAGUCUCUCCACUCCCGUCGCCCUGCAUUUACCCCGAGCACUCCCCGGGGACCUUUCAACUGGGCAGCUCCCACGAGUCAGGCUCCGACCUGGUCCUGGAGGCGGCCUUGCAUCCCACCAGCUCCUCCAGCCCAGACACAGUCGUGGAUCCAAUGGACUCGGAUGUGGAGGGAAUUUUCAUAGACUUUACCCGGCACUGCUCGGACUCCUCUACUUUCAGCCAUGAGAGUGGCAGGCAAAGUGUGGCAUAGUCCACAAAACCAGACGGCAUUACCCACCAGUUCCUUUUUUAAUAGGAACAUUUUAUCUCAGAAACAUUUCUAAAGAAAUGUGACGUGCUAAUGCGUUUAGUAAAAGGGAUUUCUACAUUUACAUUUCUACAUUUUACAUAGUAAAAGGGAUUCUACAGUUCACAUUCCUGAUUUUCUGUAUUGAAUGUUUCAAGUGAAUCACUCUCUGCUUAGCUAACCAAAUGAAACAAAUUCUGACUGACUUUUUCUUUUUUUUUAGAUAUUUUGCAGGUAGUACAGCUACACAAAGAUUAUCUUUAGAAAAUAUCUGAGGAAUCAUUCACAUUUAUUCUCAAAUGAUAAGCAUUUUCAAAAAAGGAUUGCUUAAGUUUAAACAUGAUUUUUGUUAUGAUUUUAGCAGUGUUUGUGUUCUGUUAGUUUCUAAACUGACAAUCAUGGUUCCCUUUAGAAUAAUAACUUAAUAUAUUUUAAUUGUUACUUAUUUGUAACUAUUUAUUUGUUAUUUUGUAUAAACGUAUGAUUAAUGAUGAUUUGGAAAUUAAAUCAAAAAAAAAAAUUUCUUCUCUGAGCUGAAUUAUGAAUAAUGUUCACAGGCAUGGCUAAAAGAUUGCUGUGGGAAUAGAAGAUGCUGGAUGGCAAGGUGAAAUACAAAAAGUAGUACAAAAAAGAAGGACACACAUGGCAUUUUAUCAGGGGUAGUCGAUAGUGUUUACUCUUAAGACCUCAGGGUGAACCCCAUGUACCUCCUGCCUCAGCAUGGAGACUGCUCCACCCAGUCCUUGUGGCGUAGAGUCUGCUGGUUCAGCCAGCUCACCAGUAAUCCUACAUGCAGUUUUGUGAAGACCAAGAGAGCCAGGAUGAGCAUUGGCAAUGCUAAUCCUCAACCCCAUCUUUACUAGAGAGCCACAGUUACUGGGUUUUUAAUAAGUAUUCAAUAUGAGCAAUGUGAACUCACAUUCCACCACAUAAUUAAAGCCAUGGAGUGUUUAGGCAUAAAACCGUAACUAUUUGAUCUUGGACUGGAGGACGUUUCAGUUCUUAGCCAAAACAAGUUUUAACAGAUUUGUCAUUUGAUAGGACAUCUAGGUAAUCAUUUCCACUAAAAUUGUGGAAACCUAGCUGUAGAGUGGACAUCUCUAAGACACUGAAGUGGUUAGCUAGGAGUUAAUCAGCAAAAAUGGUUUAAUGUGUAAUCUUCCAGUGUGUUUAAUAAAGCAAUAAGACAUUUUCCCAGUGAUUCUUCAAAUUACAAAACAGCCAUUAUACUGGUGUUUAUCACCUAGUGUACUGGUAUUCAUCACUGUAUGGAGCAUAAACUAGAUCCAGUAAUUUGAGAACUACAAAGUAAUUAUUCUUUUUACAUAAAGUGCAGCUCACAAGAUCAAACAUUUAUGAAAACGAAUUGUGGUAAACAUGACUUCUUGCUCCUGUAAGUUUAAGGGUCUGAACAGCAGGAGUGAGAUCCAUCAGUGCUGCCAGCUCUGUGCACUUAAUCUACACUGUAAUACUUUCAGGAAGAAGAACUACCAGCCCAACAGAUUCUCUUCUUUUUAACGGUUUUCAUUGAAAAAAACCAAACAAACAAAACAACCCCCCCCCCAAACUUCACUUCAGUUACAAAUUGGAAAAAAGAAAACAUAAAAGGCUCAUUUGGAAAGCAAACACAGAUAUCGUUUUCUUCAAAGCUCUUUAUCUAUUCCUUAGACAUUGUGUUCAUCAUAAAAACACCACAUAUUUACACUGAAGAUCCAUAACCUAUUAGUGACUGUUUAAUAAUGAAACCAAACAGAAAGUACAGGAACAGCACAAUGCAGAAAAAAAGGGUACAUCUGACUCUGCUGCGCUCGUAAAUGAAGUCUCUGAAACUAGCGUUUAAAGCAGGAGCCAAUACAUUCGUCUCCAGCAGACGGGGGGGGGGGAAGCACUUUGGUCAUCUUUAUUGACUGUCCCAUGCAGAAGUACAAAACCAGAAAAAAAAUGCCUUCAGAGGCUCUUCUGACCAAGCUGACACUGAGUAACAAUUUCUUCAUUUUAAAGUGCAUGUUUUGAGGCAUUUCUAACAGACGGCGAACACGCUGUGUCUUCAAGAGAACGCGCAUGCGCACACAAACACACAAAUGUACACACUAACACACACACACACACACACCUAAAUACACUCCUCCAUACACUGUAGCUCAAAUAAACGGAGCAGGGAGCAAGUGUCAAUAGUAUAAACAGCUGACAUUCAGAAUCUUGAACUGUGAUGUCACAUUAAUGUGACAGUGUCUCAAUGCUUCUAGUGACCACAUCUGUUCUAUAAACAGGUCAUUUAUUAUUAUUAUUAUUAUUAUUAUUAUUUUCCUGGGGGGUGGGGGGAGGGUGAGCACAAGAUCCUCUAAUGAUUUUUCGAGGUCUUUGCUCACUCUCCCCAAGCCUCACAAAACACAUAUUGCUGGAAACAGAGUCAAACUAUUUACUAAAAUAAACUUGAUGCUGAGUGAACCCAAAAGCCAUCAGGUAAACCAACAAUGCUCCAAAAAAAAUGGAAGUGAAUGACGUAGCCUGGAGUACCCAAAUGGAAGAAUGGCAUGAAAACUUCACACCUCACCCGAGGUGAACAGCCAAAUGAACUCAAGCUCAGACAGGUGCACCCUGGGUGUCCCAGCUCUGCUAAAGCCGUGGUUUUCAUCAUAUUCUCCCGGACGUUCAGUGCGUCUAAACACCCUGCUUAUUAUAUGAUGUGUUCACUGUAUCUUAAUGACUUUGGUGCACGGUUGCUAUGAGUGACUUAUAAAGGAAGCUAGGCAGGACCCAACAGGGCAGAAAACAUCUUAUUGCCAGUCUCAGCUCUUCUGCGCGGAGGUCAGAAGAGGCUGCCUUUGCUCAUGCAGCCACUGAACAUAAUCGCAGCCUGACAAGCGCUUCAAAAACACAUGUUCCUCUGUACACCUGCAUACAAGUAUAUGCAUACAGUACUGCCAAAUGUCAGGACAUGGUUCCACAUACAUAUCCCCUGCCUGUCCUAUUGAAACUCCAUUCCUGUAACAAUGCAAUUCCAAGAGAUAAAAUAACACUUUAAAACAAUUAAAACAGCUACACAUACAUGAGAACCACAAAAACAAUAAGAGAAUAAAAUAAAUAUCUGAAUUGCACAACUGAAAUGUAAGCCAGAGGAAAAAGGGCCAAAGGGUCAUUGUCAGGUGGCCCCUCUUGAAGG